AAUUAUGCCAAAAGUCAGCCAGUUGCAUGACACAUAUAAUAAUAUUCAAGUGACAAAACUAGAUCAAGGAGAAUAAACAAAGCCUUGACAUUAUUUGGCAGUGCACAAAUGGAGAAAGCUUAGGACCCCACGAACUCUUUCUUUGACCAACUUUGGUCAACGGUCAUAUUAUACAGGAAAGAUUGUUUUGCUUGGAUUAACAAGUUCAAAGCUGGUUCCUGUAGUUGAUGCCCCCACCCCCUUGCUCAAAAUACCAAAGCUGGUUUUUCAGAUCUCUGGUUUUAAAAAACUUGCAACUGUGGCUAUGACGUAGCCUCACUAAGCCACUCCUAUAAAUAGACUGCCGCAUUAUCAUAAAACUCAAACUAAUUACUUUCAACCAUCCCUUCAUCGUAUUCAAUCAUUCACAAAAGAAAGGAAGCUGUUCACACCAAUGUCUCCAGCAAUCUCACUACAAUCAGAAAAGAGGAUGAGGGACAGCCAACCAGAAAACCAAUACCAGAACGGUGUGAAGCAUCUCUGUGAAAAUGGAAUCAAGAAGGUUCCAGAAAAGUACAUAUUUCCCGUCACAGACCGUCCAGACACAAGAAAAGAAUCGCAUAGUAAUAAAACAAACAUCAAACUUCCAGUAAUAGAUUUUGCUGAACUACAAGGGCCUAACCGGUUUCAAGUUCUCGAAUCCCUUACUGAUGCCUGUGAACAAUAUGGAUUCUUUCAGGUUGUGAAUCAUGGCAUUUCCACGGAUGCUAUUAGCAGUAUGACUGAUGUCUGCAAAAGAUUUUUCGAGCUCCCUUUCGACGAACGACACAAAUACAUGACCACGGAUAUGAAAGCACCAGUUCGAUAUGGAACUAGCUUCAGUCAGAAUAAAGAUGGAGUCUACUGUUGGAGAGACUUUUUGAAGGUCGUCUGCCAUCCCGUACCAGAUGUCCUUUCUCACUGGCCCUCUUCGCCACAAGACCUAAGGGAGCAGGCAGCUUCUUACUCAAUGGAAACCAGAAACUUGUUUCUGAUGCUGAUGAGGGCCAUCCUAGAAAGCCUUGGACUUUGGAGUGCAGAAAUGAAUAUAACCAAGGAAAAUGACAUUUUGGAAGAAUUACAAGAGGGGAGCCAGAUGAUGGUUGCAAAUUGCUAUCCACCAUGCCCAGAACCUGAACUCACACUGGGGAUGCCACCACAUUCAGACUAUGGGUUCCUUACCCUUCUUCUCCAGGAUGAGGUCAAGGGUUUACAAAUACAAUUUGAAGAAAAAUGGCUGACAGUUGAACCAAUCCCAAACGCUUUUGUCGUAAAUAUUGGUGAUCAUCUAGAGGUAUUUAGCAACGGAAGGUAUAGGAGUGUGUUACACAGGGUUCUAGUGAAUCAAGAGAAAACGCGUGUAACUGUAGCAUCUCUGCACAGUCUUCCCUUCGAGCGUGUUAUUCAACCUUCACCCCAACUCAUUACCAAAGAAAAUCCAAGACGUUACAAGGAUACAGAUUUUGCUACUUUUCUAGAGUAUAUUUCAUCAUGUGACCCAAAAAAGAAGGCUUUUCUAGAGUCCAUAAAACUAUGUUGAAAUGCACAUCAACCAAGCCACUAUUUAGGAGAAGAAUUCAUUCCUGUACAUGACAUUCAUACACUAUGCUUAACUAUUACUUCUUUAGAUCUCAAUGAUCAAGGUAAACUGUAUUUAGAAUGGUCCAAGAAAAAAAUAUUACUCCGUACAAGAUUACAAGUAAACUAUUUUUUACGGCCA
Messenger RNA from Spinacia oleracea (spinach), 1738 nucleotides. Its product is annotated as probable 2-oxoglutarate-dependent dioxygenase SLC1. NCBI's taxonomy places the organism in Eukaryota, Viridiplantae, Streptophyta, Magnoliopsida, Caryophyllales, Amaranthaceae. The record is from RefSeq and is a predicted model, not a curated record. Bases 434 to 1558 code for a protein of 374 amino acids. The transcript has 5 exons.